Cuscuta campestris is the source of this 2268-nucleotide messenger RNA. NCBI's taxonomy places the organism in Eukaryota, Viridiplantae, Streptophyta, Magnoliopsida, Solanales, Convolvulaceae. The record is from the annotation of a GenBank genome assembly.
CACAGUGAAAAAAAGUCAGCUGCAUUCACCUUUCUUUUUGUAAUCUGGAAACCUAAUCGGAAACCCAAUCGGAAUCUCAGAGUUUUCUCGUCGUCUGGGAAGUUCUCUUGCCAGGGCACGCCACAAUCAUGGAUCUAAUUCGUUCGUAUGCAGAUGAUGAUGAGAUGGAGAGUUCCUCUCCCGAUUCAUCUCCGGUUCCACUCCCGUCCAAAUCCGCCGCCCCGAAAGUCGACGACACCAUGCUGGCUCUCACAGUCGCCGGCGGGUCAGCCCGAGCUCUUUCCAAGCCGCUCGAUCCGGCUCAGCACUCGGUAUCCUAUAAUCCCACCUACGACCAGCUCUGGGCUCCAAUUUACGGCCCCGCGCACCCUUAUGCCAAGGACGGCCUCGCGCAGGGCUUGCGCAAUCACAAGCUAGGGUUUGUAGAAAACGCUGCUAUUGAGUCGUUCGUCUUCGAUGAGCAGUACAAUACCUUUCUGAAAUAUGGCUAUGCUUUUGACCCGGCCUCGAAUAGCUAUGUUGGAGAUAUGGAUGCUUUGCAGAAGAAUGAUGCAAUGUCGGUGUAUAAUAUACCGCAGACUGAGCUGAAGAAGAGGAAAUUGGAGAAGAAGAAUGAGAUGGCUGAGAAUGAGCAGGCAGAGGAUGAAGGGGAUACAGAUGCCACGGACGUGGAUAAUCCAUCGACCGAGGUGUGGUUGAGGAAGAACCGGAAGAGUCCUUGGUCGGGGAAGAAGGAAGGUAUGCAAACCGAGCUGACCGAGGAGCAGAAGAAGUAUGCGGAAGAGUAUGCAAAGAAGAAGGGCGAGGAGAGGGGUGAAAGGGAAAAGCCUGAGCCUUUGGUUGAGAAGAGUACAUUCCAUGGUAAGGAGGAAAAGGAUUACCAGGGUAGGUCAUGGAUUGCUCAUCCCAAGGAUGUGAAGCCUCAGAAUGAUCAUUGUUACAUUCCAAAGAGAUUGGUGCAUACUUGGAGUGGCCACACGAAAGGAGUUUCAGCUAUUAGGUUCUUCCCGAAUCACGGCCAUUUGAUUCUGUCUGCUGGGAUGGACACAAAAGUGAAGAUUUGGGAUGUUUUCAAUUCAGGCAAGUGCAUGAGGACUUACAUGGGACACUCCAAGGCUGUGAGAGAUAUUUGGUUUAGCAAUGAUGGAACUAAAUUUUUAUCUGCGAGCUAUGAUAAAAAUAUCAAGUAUUGGGAUACUGAGACAGGAAAAGUGAUAUCUACUUUCUCCACGGGGAAAAUACCUUAUGUGGUGAGGCUUAAUCCCGAUGAGGAUAAACAGAAUGUUCUUUUGGCGGGUAUGAGUGAUAAGAAGAUAGUACAGUGGGAUAUGAACACUGGACAGAUUACUCAGGAGUAUGAUCAGCAUCUAGGGGCAGUUAAUACAAUCACUUUUGUGGAUGACAAUAGAAGGUUUGUGACCUCUAGUGACGAUAAAUCUCUCCGUGUUUGGGAAUUUGGCAUUCCUGUUGUUAUAAAGUAUAUUAGUGAACCACAUAUGCAUUCAAUGCCAUCAAUUUCACCACAUCCAAAUGGGAAUUGGCUUGCAGCUCAGAGUUUGGAUAAUCAAAUUCUUAUUUAUAGCACUAGGGAGAGGUUUCAGCUGAACAAAAAGAAGAGAUUUGCUGGACAUAUUGUUGCUGGGUAUGCAUGUCAGGUUAAUUUCUCACCUGACGGGCGAUUUGUCCUGUCAGGAGAUGGGGAAGGUAGAUGCUGGUUUUGGGAUUGGAAGAGUUGCAAAGUCUUUAGAACUCUGAAGUGUCAUGAUGGCGUGUGCUUUGGUGUUGCAUGGCAUCCAUUGGAGCAAAGCAAAGUUGCUACAUGUGGCUGGGAUGGCUUGAUCAAAUACUGGGACUGAAGUAACAGUGUAUGUUCAUUUAUGAACUCAUUGACAGAAAAGAGUUCUCAAAGCUUACAUUAUGAACUUGUCAUUAUGAUUUUCCAAAGAUCUAAGUCGUGGAGCUGUAGAUAUACCUGAAAGCUUUAUGAGCUCAGAUAGAUAUAAAAAACUUGGAAGCUUCAGCCAUUGAGCGUCGCAGACGAGAUGUACCACAUAUAACAUGCUUUCAGUGGGCGUGAGACGAAAUGUACCGAAUAUAAAAUGUUUCGGUUGUUCUCUUUUAUAACAUGUUUCCCGAUUUUUGUAACUAUAGAUUUGGUUCAGUGUCACUCUGUAAUUCUCCCUCAACCAAAUCAGAUAUUUGCUCCCAUAAUAUGCUCUUUGGUCACUCCCAACUUUUCCUCUCCUGGAACAAAAACCUAUCUGUUUC